GAGUUCCGAAUCCGGAGCAAGACCUAGCCUGGGGCACCUCGGGAUCCGCCCCUCACAUCCCGCCCGUGUCCGUGGCUCCCAGGCCGCAGCGGAGGCCCACGAGGUGCUUCUGUCGGCACCCAGUCCGGAAAUGCCAGGGUUACAGGAGGCUGCACCGAGCGCUUUCUCUUUGUGGGGCCUGCCUCAGCCCUGCCAGGUUCUGGUUGCUCGAGCCGUCUAAAGAAUCCCGAAGUUUUUGACCAGAGGACCUGCAGGAAAUUCCACAGUAAACUCGAAGACUUAGAUCAAGCCCUAGUGGCUGGAUCUUUUAUCAAGCAGAAAUGCAUCGAACAACCAGAAUCAAGAUCACUGAGCUAAAUCCCCACCUAAUGUGUGUACUUUGUGGAGGGUACUUCAUUGAUGCCACUACCAUAAUAGAAUGUCUACAUUCCUUUUGUAAAACAUGUAUUGUACGUUACUUGGAGACCAGCAAGUAUUGUCCUAUCUGUGAUGUCCAAGUUCACAAAACUAGACCACUACUGAAUAUAAGGUCAGAUAAAACUCUUCAAGAUAUUGUGUACAAGUUAGUUCCAGGGCUUUUCAAAAAUGAAAUGAAAAGAAGGAGGGACUUUUAUGCAGCUCAUCCUUCAGCUGAUGCUGCCAAUGGUUCUAAUGAAGACAGAGGAGAGGUUGCUGAUGAGGAUAAGCGAAUUAUAACUGACGAUGAGAUAAUAAGCUUAUCUAUUGAGUUCUUUGAUCAGAACAGAUCUGAUCGGAAGGUAAACAAAGAGAAAUCAAAGGAGGAGGUGAAUGAUAAAAGAUACUUACGAUGCCCAGCAGCAAUGACUGUGAUGCACUUGAGGAAGUUUCUCAGGAGUAAAAUGGACAUACCUAAUACUUUCCAGAUUGAUGUCAUGUAUGAAGAGGAACCUUUAAAGGAUUACUAUACACUAAUGGACAUUGCCUACAUUUAUACCUGGAGAAGAAAUGGCCCUCUUCCUUUGAAAUACAGAGUCCGGCCAACUUGUAAAAGAAUGAAGAUCAGUCACCAGAGAGAUGGGCUGACAAAUGCGGGAGAACUGGAAAGUGACUCUGGGAGUGACAAGGCCAACAGCCCAGCAGGAGGUAUUCCCUCCACCUCUUCUUGUUUGCCCAGCCCCAGUACUCCAGUGCAGUCUCCUCACCCCCAGUUCCCUCACAUCUCCAGUACUAUGAAUGGAACCAGCAACAGCCCCAGUGGUAACCACCAAUCUUCCUUUGCCAGUAGACCUCGAAAAUCAUCAAUAAAUGGGUCAUCAGCAACUUCAUCUGGUUGAGUCCUGAGACUGUUAAGGAAAAGAUUUUUCAACCCCUGAUUUAGAUACCUUCAUCCAUUACAGCUUUAUAGAUGCUAAUACAUGUGACUAUUGUCCAGUUUGCUUUUUUUUGUAGUGACAUUAAAUUUGGCCAUAAAAGAUGGACUAGAUGUGACACAUCAUAUGGAUGUUAAUUGAAAGCAAAGAUUGUUUCUGUAAAGAAUUGGAUUCUGAGGGGGCAGGCAAGAUGUUUUUUCUGGGUUAGGAAAGAUGCGAAAUGGUUUGGAUUUGGAAAUGUUCUGCGGUGGGUAGAAACAUUGGGCCAUAGUUUGUUAAUCUCAAUUAACACUUACAUUGCAUUCUCUUUGAUUGUUCUUGUUAUUAUGCUGUUUUGUGAACCUGUAGAAAACAAGUGCUUUUUAUCUUGAAAUUCAGCAAAUGGAAAGAAUAAGCAUAGAAUAAUGCAUUCUAUGUAGCCAUGUCACUGUGAAUAACAAUUUCUUGCAUAUUUAGCCAUUUUAAUUCCUGUUUGAUUUUUUACUUCUCUGUUGCUACACAAAAUGAUCAAAGGAAACUUCAGUUUUACAAUCUGUAUGCCUAAAAGCGGGUACUACCGUUUAUUUUACUGACUUGUUUAAACGAUUCGCUUUUGUAAGAAUCAGAUGGCAUUAUGCUUGUUGUACAAUGCCAUAUUGGUAUAUGACAAACAGGAAACAGUGUUGUAUGAUAUAUUUAUAAAUACUAUAAAAUAUUGUGUUUCAUGCAUUCAGAAACAGUUGUUAAAAUUCUCCAAACUUGUUCGACCUUUGCAGAUGCCCUACGUUGAGGCUUACUUACCACCAGCACACAAUUUAUCUUAAUACUGAUGACUAGUUUCAAAUUCUUUUCCACUUAGAAGCAAAUGGCAGAUUAUCCUAGUUCUGGCUUUUCUCCAAUACUUUGAAAAUUAAUGUUGCAGUAAAGAAAAAUUUUAACCAAGGCAAUUGGAAAUAAUGUUUUAACUUUCCAUUGGUUAAAAUAGAAGUAAUGUGUUUUUAAAUACUAUUUAUCACUGGAAUUCUAAAAUAGAUUUUAAGUCAACCAGCUGAAGGAAAGCAUUUUAUCUACAAUUAUUUCAGUGUAUGUGGCAUAAUAAUAUUUUCAAAUUUAAGAGUUGUUUUCAUAGUUAAAGGUAUCUGCCUUUUCUGUAAUGUUUGGAAAUAGAAGCAAUUUAUUAUGAGUUUCUACAGGUAUUUUUAAGCAGAGCAAACAUGUUGACUUUAAAAUACGAAUGACUCCACCAAUUCUGCUUUGCUCUGGUCGAACUUAGUGUGUGCUCAUCACCUGUCAUUUGUUUGUGAGGAUGUUUAUUCUGUAUGAAUAUUGUUUCAUGUUUGUAUGGGAAAUUGUAGCUAAGCAUUUCAUUGUCUCCAGUCUGGGAAAGAAGCACAAUUCUAUUGCUUUGUCUUGCUUAUAGCCAUUAAAUCAUUACUUUUACAUAGAUUGCUGUUACUUCUGCUUUCUUUAAAGAUUCAGUAAAUGAUGUUUUAUGAAGCCACAAAAUACAUAUAUUUUUAUUUUGACCUAAAUUUGUACAGUCCUAUUGUGUGUUGUUUCUAAUUAUAGAUGUAAAAUUAAAUUUCAUUUUUAAUUGGAAAGAUUCAAUAAAGGAUAUUCAUUUAGAAAAUAGCUAUGAUCUUUAAUUAAAAAUUUGCUAUGAAAAGCACAAUGUGCAUAAGUUUUGGGAACCCUGUAGUGGAUUACGAGAGCUAAAACCUAAGGAGAAUCCGUUGUUGUCUUCAAAUGGUGUUGCUAGGUAAAUGCUUUGUUGUAUAUUGCUUGGAAGCCCAAUGAAAGAUGUAUCUGUUUAUUUACAAUAUUUGAAGCAAAAGUUAGUAAUGUUUGCCAGUUUUUGGUGAAUUUAACUCAUUUUUCUAGGCUUUUCUUAAGGUUUUCACGGUGUUAUCUGGGACAGAAGACAUCUCACCCUCUAUGAUGGACGGCACUUAAGGCUUACUCAGCAGUGUGUCACCACACUUGAAAACAUUUCCAUUUAUUGUAUCUGGGGAGAGGCUUUUUACCCUUACUCAAUUUGAAAAUUGCUUAAGCUUAAAAGAUAUUUCAGUCAAAAAUUGUCUUUUAAUAAAACAACAGAAAGAUGAA
This is a messenger RNA of Mesocricetus auratus (golden hamster), 3416 nucleotides long. It is a transcript of the gene Bmi1, whose product is annotated as BMI1 proto-oncogene, polycomb ring finger. Gene Ontology annotation, cellular component: PRC1 complex. Gene Ontology annotation, molecular function: promoter-specific chromatin binding. NCBI's taxonomy places the organism in Eukaryota, Metazoa, Chordata, Mammalia, Rodentia, Cricetidae. The transcript has 10 exons. The record is from RefSeq and is a predicted model, not a curated record. Bases 321 to 1295 code for a protein of 324 amino acids. Gene Ontology annotation, biological process: negative regulation of transcription by RNA polymerase II.